ACCCAGAGAUAAAGCCGGACCUCGAGAUGAUGCAGCCAGGGGUCGUUCUACUGGUCCUACUUCUGCCCCUCAUAAGCGGGGAUGUGAGUCACCUGUCCAAGGAUUACAUACCGCCCAGGGCGGAACAAGAUGCACUAUCCAAACGGUCCGAUGAUGAUGGCCAGGAGACUCAGAAGGAUCCGUCUGGGUUCUAUCCAUCGAAUGGAUUGCCCCUGCCACCGGGUUAUGCCAUUCCCACGGGCAGUAAUGUUCCACCUCCGCCUGUCCAGCCGCCAAACUUCCCCCUGCCCAUCUACCCACCGUUUUUUGGGUUCGGUGGGGGUCCUGGCGAGCCGGGAGUGGGUCCAGGAAUCGGUCCAGUGCCCUCGGCCUAUCCCAAUGGAGGACCCUUCCCGGUGGGUCCACCGAAUGCUGCCUACCAAUUGCCUCCGGGUGGAGCUUAUCCCAAUGGUGGAGCCUCAUUCGGUCCUCAGGGACCAGGUUUUCCACCACAAGGAGCUGGUUUUCCUCCACAGGGAGCAGGCUUUGCCCCACAGCCAGGAGGCUUCCAGCCGCAAGGAGGUUUUCCCCCACAAGGACCACCCUUCUCACCACAGCCAGGACCUUUCUCACCUCAGGGACCUCCCUUCGGAAAUGCUUUCCCUGGAGCUGGCUUCCCACCACAAGGAGGACCCUUCCCACCACCAGGAACUCCAUACCCACCCGAAUUCCUGACCAACCAGGGACUUCCCUCGCCCAAUCCCCAAGGACCGUUCCAAGGACUCUAUCCCAAUGGGUUUAAUGUACCCGUGGGCUUCGGCGGACCUGUGCCCGGCCAGAAUCCAUAUCAGCAAUUUGGCCCCGGAUUCGGAGGACCCGCUCCGCCGGGCUACUCCGAUGAGGCGGCAAAGGAGCAGUCAAAGGAGGGCGAGAGGAAGGUAGUGGCGCCUCCGCUGUCAGAUGAUCCCAAAAGUGGGGCGGACACUGUCUAUGCAACAAAUGGCGGCUAUGUCUACCAGAGGGCCAAGUAAUCCCUGGGUUUUAUAGCACCCCUAACUUGGGGUGAUUGAGUAGUGCAUCACCAUGUUCAUUAUAAAUUAUCAUCCAUUUUUUAUUUCGUAUUUUUCCAUUUGUGUUUUUAUUUAUUUAUUUUCUUUGGGGCCAUAAACCCGCGGACAGUCAAAACGUUUGUCUUUAUGCUAAUCGAAAUCGAAGUCGAUGUCUUCGCCAAACUGACUGAUAUCCAUAAACGAGACAAUCUAUCGUCGUGAUUGAUACAAAUAAACAUAUGUUUUAUGCAAACCCCAAGUGGACAGACAUUUGUUCCAUAAAUUAUGUUGUCUUGAAAAGUUGGUACAAGGCGAUAAAAGCCUGAGUAAAAAAAACUUGAUUAUUGGGUUGGUUGUGACUCAAAAGCCUA
This is a messenger RNA of Drosophila suzukii, 1399 nucleotides long. Its product is annotated as basic salivary proline-rich protein 2. The record is from RefSeq and is a predicted model, not a curated record. NCBI's taxonomy places the organism in Eukaryota, Metazoa, Arthropoda, Insecta, Diptera, Drosophilidae.